This is a messenger RNA of Selaginella moellendorffii, 1152 nucleotides long. Its product is annotated as mitochondrial carrier protein CoAc1. Gene Ontology annotation, biological process: transmembrane transport. Bases 106 to 1065 code for a protein of 319 amino acids. The transcript has 7 exons. NCBI's taxonomy places the organism in Eukaryota, Viridiplantae, Streptophyta, Lycopodiopsida, Selaginellales, Selaginellaceae. Gene Ontology annotation, cellular component: mitochondrial inner membrane. The record is from RefSeq and is a predicted model, not a curated record.
CCCUAACACAAGGGGCAAAAAUCCCUAAAAUCUCCUCUUUAACCCUAAUUCUUCGAAUGUGGGAGCCGAGGGCGCAGGCACAGCGCCAACGCCAGCGCCAUCGCCAUGACGGGGCAAGCGGAGCUCAAUCUCAAUGGCGCCAGCGACACCAAGGGCGUGGUGCUCCUCCGCGACUCCAUGCCGAUCUACAUGAGGGAAUUCAUCGCCGGGGGCAUCGCGGGCGGCUUCGCCAAGACCGCCGUGGCGCCUCUGGAGCGUGUCAAGAUUCUUUUCCAGACCCGGCUUGGCAAUUUCCAGAGCAUGGGAAUUUUGCGAUCGUUGAGACACAUUCAUAAGACCGAAGGCUUCUGGGGCCUCUACAGAGGCAACGGAGCAGCCGUGAUAAGGAUAGUUCCUUACGCGGCAUUGCAUUUCAUGACGUACGAGAGAUACCGUCAAUGGUUAGUCGACAAGUGUCCCUCUGCCGGGCCUUCCGUUCACCUUUUCGCCGGAUCUUUGGCAGGAGGUACCGCUGUUCUUUGUACAUAUCCUUUGGAUCUUGCUCGUACCAGAUUAGCUUACCAGGCGACAAAUCCGCACGCUACUUAUAGCGAUCUUGGUAGCGUCUUCCAGUCGGUGUACAGGCAAAGCGGGAUCCGUGGGUUGUAUCGUGGACUAUGCCCAACGCUGUAUGGAAUUCUGCCUUACGCGGGGCUCAAGUUCUACCUGUACGAAAGCCUGCAAGGUCAUCUGUCUAGCGAGCACGAAAACUCUCUCUUCGCGAAACUCGCGUGUGGAGCGGUGGCGGGUCUGGUGGGACAAACUUUCACGUAUCCCUUGGACGUUGUUCGGCGGCAGAUGCAGGUCCAGCCAGCACCCGCGAGUGGGACGCAGGAGAAAGCAUUCAAGGGAACCUUGGACGCUCUCUCUUCGGUGGUGCGGAACCAAGGCUGGAAGCAAACGUUCUCGGGUGUGACUAUAAACUACCUCAAGAUCGUACCUUCGGUGGCGAUUGGAUUUGUGGUUUACGACGGGAUGAAGCUGUGGCUGGGAAUUCCUCCUCGCCGGAGGCCGCAGAAGGAAUAGCUACUGUAGAGCCGAAGUUUUGUUAGACGACACGGAAAAACGCAAAAACGAACUGGUUAAAUGAAAUAUAUACAGGCUUUGGUUUAA